AUGGGUUUUCGUUUACCUGGUAGCAAAAAAACAUUAUUUGCAGUCAGUCAAGCGUCUUCAAGAGCAGCAAAUGCACCAAAAGGCUACCUUGCGGUGUAUGUUGGAGAGAAAAUGAAGCGGUUCAUGAUCCCUCUGUCAUACUUGAACCAACCUUCCUUCCAAGACUUGCUGAGUCAAGCUGAAGAAGAGUUUAGAUAUGAGCACUCCAUGGGUGGCCUCACAAUUCCUUGCAGCGAAGAUGUCUUCAACCAGUUGCGGUGUGAAGAAGAAGAAGAUGAUGAUGAUGGAGUGGAGGCGGAUGUGGAAGAAGACGAUGGGCUGGAGUGGAGGUGGAAGAUGGGUGUGGAGGAAGAAAGUAUGCAGAUGCAGCAAGAAAUUUUUUAA
Vigna radiata var. radiata (mung bean) is the source of this 384-nucleotide messenger RNA. Its product is annotated as auxin-induced protein 15A-like. The transcript is spliced from 2 exons. Gene Ontology annotation, biological process: response to auxin. Bases 1 to 384 code for a protein of 127 amino acids. The record is from RefSeq and is a predicted model, not a curated record. NCBI's taxonomy places the organism in Eukaryota, Viridiplantae, Streptophyta, Magnoliopsida, Fabales, Fabaceae.